Molecule: messenger RNA, 2058 nt
Organism: Drosophila elegans
Lineage: Eukaryota; Metazoa; Arthropoda; Insecta; Diptera; Drosophilidae
Exons: 2
Coding region: 894-1223 (109 amino acids)
Source: RefSeq, a predicted model, not a curated record
CUGAUUUAAAAUAUUUGAAAAUAUUUGAUUCUACAGUGUAUGUUCAUAUUAAAAACAGGAAAAGAAAAUUUGAUGAAAAAUCAUGUAAAACUAUUUUAGUUGGUUAUAAACCAAAUGGUUUAAAACUAUGGGACUUAGCUAAUGAAAGAUUUAUUGUCGCAAGAGACGUAAUUGUAGACGAAACAAAUAUGAUUAAUUCAAGAGCUGUGAAAAGUGGAUUGGAAUUCCUAAAUGAGAGUAAGGAAAGUGAUUUAAUUGAUAUCCUGAAUGAGAGUAAGGAGUAUGAUAAUGUUAAUACCCUGAAUGAGAGUAAGGAAUGUGAUAAUAAUAAUAUCCUGAAUGAGAGUAAGGAGUGUGAAAAUGUUAUUAUCCCGAAUGAGGGUAAGGAUAAUUAUACCGUUUGUAUCCUGAAUGAGAGUAAGGAAUGUGAAAAUGUUAAUAUCCCGAAUGAGAGUAAGGAUAAUGAUACCGUUUGUAUCCUGAAUGAGAGUAAGGAGUGUGGUAAUGUUAAUAUCCCGAAUGAGAGUAAGGAUAAUGAUAGGAUACUAAUUGUUAUCGAAUCGAAUAGACGCACUUUUGUGAAGCUCCGCUUUCACACCGAAAAUACCUUAAACACGGCUUUAAAAAAACUAAAAACUGCUUACAACAGCAGCAUAAAUAAGAGUACAACACAUAAAAGUUCGUUUUGCCCGGAAUAAAUCGGUUCUAAGCUACAAAAAUCGCUUCCUAAUAAAUCCACAAUUUUAAGUGCAACAACAAAUCAUGAAAGAAACAGUGCAUAACAUAACACAAGAGCACAGAGACAAAACACUCAACACAUCAAAACACUCAAUCGAAAAACUCUCGUCACCAACACAACACCAACUCAACGAAGAAUAAAAACAAAACAAAAUAUGGUUUUGCCAGAGGGAAAACGCUUGAAAGAAUCCUCUGGCUCUAAGCGCGGGCGCCCCUCUGACGCUGCCUAUGACACUACCUCACCAAUGUUUAUCGCGGCAAUGAAUAGCCGAUUUGAUGAACAAGCCCAGAUGAUCAAGUCCACCAUCCGUGAGGUCGAGGAGAGGAUGCUUGAGGUGCUGCAGGAACGGCUCUUGGGCGUCACCACGGAGAUGAAGCAGAUGGCCGAUCGCAUGUUGCAGCUGGAGCAGGAGGUUGAGGAGCUGCGCUCCCUAAAAUCCCAAAUUGGCACGGUGCAAGCCCCGGAAACCAUCCUGCCCCCUUAAAGAAGAUGAAGAGAGUUAACAUCGGAGACUCGGUCCCUAGCAGUCUUAGUGUUGUUCCAGAUACGCUGUGUGGCCGCAGUAGCAGUAGCCAUCGUAAUUUUUGCAUUGUGAUUAUUAAUUUACAGUGUAGUGUAUUUUUCGAUUUUUUGCACUAGUCAUGAAAAUAGGUAAUGUGUGCUAGCAAUUACAAGAUAUCGGCAAAUUAAAAAAAAGCCUUUUCCCUUUUUGAAUUGAAUAAAAUUUCAGCUAUGCGUGUCUGCCACAAAAACAGUUCGUGAAUACAAAAUACAAAAUUAUAGAUACCGAAGAACCAGAACAUUAACCAGAACAAAACACCCUGCUCUGCAGGUUCCGCCGAUGGAAUUUACUUUAUGAACUUAAAUCAAUGAAAUUUAUCAAAUAAAUUAACUUUUAUUGCAAACUUCAUAGUGAACGUAAUUUAAAAAUUACAAAGUUGAAAAGUAGUGAAUAACUACUAAACAAAUACUAUUAAAUAAAAUUAUAUAAAUUCAUAUAUGUAACAUUAUUCAAUACAUCUAAGUAAAAUAUGCAAUCCCUAUGCUUAUAUUUAAAUAGCUCGAAGUGGCAGAGUUGUAAUCUAAUCGAGACCUGGCCAGACUAGCCGGCGGCUAUAUAAGUAGAGCCUUCAGUUACCUCCGGACUUCUGACAUGGAGUAGCGGCAGGUCAAACUAACGUUGCACGAGUCUCCUUAGUCCCACUAAACCAAGUGGAGUGGGCCUAGUGACCGACCAGAACACCUCGUCCUUAUCGAAAUCGACUCGUACAGAGUAAACAAGAAAGGAAGCAAGCUUCGGCAAGCCGAAGUUCAUCUAC